GAAAUGCGAUUACACCAUCGCUGUAAUACACGGACUCAGUCUUGUGCCCGAAUGUCUUGCAUGUGCGAAGCAGUCUGUCUUUCGGGAAUUAAGAUAUUCUGAAUAGUACUUUGGGAUUUUAACGGGAUCACAGUGGGCUCAUCUCCGCUACGGAAUGGACAUAUGUUGUAGUAGCUCUGUGUGUGAAGAUAACGGUACUGGAAGUAUGACCCUGCGAUAACGGCAGCCAGAGGCUACGGACAGCGAGCUGGGCUUGGUUAGAGGUUGGUUACAGGACUUUAUGGUGUGGGCUAAUGGCGCAGGUGAAUGAAGCCUCUUGAAAUAAAGUUACACGUUCGAUUGACUGGCACAAGCAACACUUCUGCUCUGCUUUGCAUUUGUGGAUACUAUCAUGGACUUUCGCUUGACAUUUGCCCCUGUAGGCAAAUUGAGGUAACCGUAUAGUUUCCUCCAACAGAACCUGUGACCUUUCUCCGUUUUUGAAUGCCUUGUUUUACACCUUUUACGUGGAUUAGCUGAUGGACACGAGCCAAUGUCACUGCGCAACAAUGUUUCCGUCUAGAGCUCUGGUAACAUUGGUGCUACUCGAGACUGUUACAUUUCGCGGUACUCAAUCAAAUACGUUACCUAGUAACCGUUUAGGAUUGCCGCACGAUGCCGAUUUGCAGGAAUAUCUGCUGGCGGAAAGUCAUAUGAAUUCAAAUAAGACAGAAAUGGAGAAGCCACAAGAGAAGCUGUCUCUUUUGAACGCAACAACAGUAUCGUCCCACUCCUCACUUACAAGUCCAGAGCACCACCAUGGUAGUAGGCACGGCAAGCCACUGGAGAGGACCAGGCCCUUUGUGGUAGUGGACGGACACAAUAGAAGUCUGAGUGAGGCCUUGCAGAACGGUCACCCAGACAAGCUACAGUGUGGUCUUCAAUUUGGAGGCAGCAUCUAUCUUUUGGACCUGGAGAAAAACCAUGCUCUCCUGCCCAAGCCCCCCAAUGUCUUCUACUACCUCCCUAAUGGCACUGGGGUUUCUUUAGAGGAGAGCACAGUGACUCACUGCUACUACCACGGCUCAGUGAGGGGCUUCCCACAGUCCAGGGUGGCUCUCAGUACCUGCUCUGGACUCAGGGGUGUGGUGGCUAUCAACUCCACCCUGAGCUUUGAGCUGCAGCCUGAGGAAGACCAUGAGGAGGGGGCAGAGGAGAGUGGAGGGGAGGAGGAGGGGAUGCACCUGCUCUACUCCACCAGACCUCUGGAGAGGGGUAGUGUUGGGGGCUGUGGGGUGUCCCAUAUACCUGUACCCCCCAUCCACAUCCCACCACAAGUCCCACACAGGAGUAAGAGGGACAUUCUCUCAGAGACCAAGUACAUAGAGCUUGUGCUUGUAGCUGAUCACGAAGAGUACCUUAACUACCAGAAAAUCAACAAGACUAUCAUCUAUCGAAUGCUGGAUGUGGCCAACCAAGUAGACUGGUUCUACCGGCCGCUGAGUGUGCGUGUGGCUCUAACUGGGCUGGAGAUCUGGAGUGACCAGGAUAAGAUCCAGGUUGACAAGAGUCCCUCAGACACCCUCAACCGCUUCCUGGAGUGGCGCACCAGAGAGCUGCUGCCCCGCCUGCGCCACGACAAUGCUCAGCUCAUUAUGGGGGAGUCAUUUGAUGGAACUACAGUGGGAAUGGCAUCUCAGUCUUCCAUGUGCUCCAAGGACCGGUCAGGAGGGGUCAAUGUGGAUCACCUGGUCAGUGUACUGGGGGUGGCGUCCACCAUUGCCCAUGAGCUCGGGCACAAUUUGGGCAUGAAUCAUGACACGGCCGACCGGCGCUGCCAGUGUCAGAACGAGCCACGCCUGGGAGGCUGCAUCAUGGAGCCAUCUACUGGGUUCAUGCCAGGCCAGCUGUUCAGCAGCUGCAGUGCCAGAGACCUGUCCCUCAGCCUGCUCCACGGUGGGGGGAUGUGCCUCUUCAACGUGCCCCAGCCUGAGAAACUGCUGGGGGGGCCACGCUGUGGAAACCUCUACGUGGAGAAGGGAGAGGAGUGUGACUGCGGCCUGCUGGAUGAGUGUAACGAUCCUUGUUGCAACGCCACCACCUGUAAACUGGUUCCUGGGGCCCAGUGUUCCUCUGAUGGCAUCUGUUGUGACAACUGCAAGCUGCGUACAGGUGGAUGGAUGUGUCGGCAGCCCCUGGGGGAGUGUGACCUCCCAGAGCACUGCACCGGUGCCUCUCCCUACUGCCCCCCAAACGUGUUCCUGCAGAACGGCGAGCCCUGCGAGGAAGGCUCCUCCUACUGCUACAGCGGUGUCUGCGCCAGCUUCAACACACAGUGCCAGAUGUUGUGGGGACCUAAUUCCACAAGGGCUCCGUCUGUCUGCUUUUCCUCCGUCAACAAACAGGGCAACAAAUACGGCAACUGUGGCCAGAUGCCAAACGGAACCUACAUCCCCUGCCCUAGCAAAGAUGUGCAUUGUGGGAGGCUCCAGUGCCAGGGAGGCAACGACCGUCCGUUGCUAGGCACCAGCGCUGAGAUCCUGACCACCAAAGUAAAAUUUAACUACAGCGACUUUGUCUGCCGGGGAACCUACUUCCACCUUGGCGACGACGUCUCCGACCCUGCCAUGGUGGCACAGGGCACCGCGUGUGGUUUUGGCAAGGCCUGUUGGAACCAGCGGUGUCAGGAUGUGUCUUUGUUCGGCGUCGACGAUUGUCAGAGCAAAUGCAACGGACACGGGGUGUGCAACAGCAAUAAGAACUGCCACUGUGACGUGGGUUGGGCUCCUCCAGACUGUAGGUCCACGGGCCAUGGAGGCAGUGUGGACAGUGGCCCUGCAAGAGCACCUAGAGGAUCCGACCCGGCACGUGUGGCCUUGCUGGUCAUCUUCCUCUUCGUCCUGCCAGUGGUUCUCCUCUUCCUCGCCCUGCGUUUCCCCCGGUGUCACCGCAACCUGCCCUGUCUGGGCACUACCAGCCUAUUCCACAAGGGCACCGGACGCCAACAGAGCCGGACCCCGGCCACAGAGCGUGUGGAUGCUCGUAACGGGGAGCAGGUCCAACCACUGAGGUACCACUGGAGCCGCCAGAGUGACAUCCAAAUGACCCCGUCUCCGCCUUCUAACAAGAUUCAGAACAGACCUGCUCCACCUACUAAGCCACUCCCUCCUGACCCUGUCUUAAAACAAGCCCAGCCAUCGUUGAGUCGGCCGGCUCCUCCCACCAGGCCUCUACCCCCUGACCCUGUGCUAACAGGCAGCCAGGCCCUUGUACAACCCAAAAAACCACCAGCACCCAGGAAGUCCUUGCCUUCAGAGCCCCCGUCACAUCCCACCCACCCUGGGUACAUUGCAUCUGGUGCCCCCCUGCAACAUGGAGCGUGUAUAACUUCAGUUCCACCUGUUGGCCCUCCUGUUGCAGCUGUCCCUUCCAGACGUGCCCCUUUACCUCCAGUACGGACGUCACAACCCAGGAAACCCAACUCGACACCACCGGUUUAACUGCCAAAGAUCCACAAAACCACUAAGAUUCUGAGAUUCUCUUAAACCGGACCUGAACGCAUGAAUUGCACUGAUUCAGCCAAGAGUUUUAUUAUGGAGAACCUUACAGGAAGGCUCAGAACCCAGAAGUCUCCAAAUGAAGGCUGCUUUUAACUCUCCCUGCCCCCCCUAAACUAUUUCCUGUUGUCUUCUUCCUGAGAGACUGACAGGUGCCUUACCUGUGUUGGGUCAGACUCGGGCUCCGAGCAAAGCAGAGAAGGUCUGGAAUGUUCAGUUGGGUUGAUCCGUUAGCCAUUAAGAAACUGGAUGGAUGUAGUUAAGUAUCCGUCAAAGAUGUAACACUUCAUGAAAACUGUGUGGCUUUUGACAUGAACUGACAAUUACAAAAAUGGAUGUCUACACAGAGGCUAAGCUCAAUUGAGAUUAAAGGCCCAGUACUGGUUUUAUGGCAUUGGCACAUUUGAAUGUGCCCUGUGAUGCUUCAGAACAACGUAUUACUCUUCUACUUAUAGGUUGAAGCCCAAGUCAUCCUCCCAAUCUGACUGUGGCCACCACUUUUGCACCAUUUUGCAGUAUUUUAUUUUAAGUGGCUUGGCUAAUGCAGGCCUCAGGAAACCAGUCCUGACCACCCCCUGCUCUCUUUCUGGAAUAAAGAAGCAUGUCAACA
This is a messenger RNA of Oncorhynchus tshawytscha (Chinook salmon), 4146 nucleotides long. RefSeq names its product disintegrin and metalloproteinase domain-containing protein 15. Gene Ontology annotation, molecular function: integrin binding; metalloendopeptidase activity. The record is from RefSeq and is a predicted model, not a curated record. NCBI's taxonomy places the organism in Eukaryota, Metazoa, Chordata, Actinopteri, Salmoniformes, Salmonidae. Bases 519 to 3479 code for a protein of 986 amino acids. The transcript has 24 exons. Gene Ontology annotation, biological process: integrin-mediated signaling pathway; innate immune response; proteolysis.